Messenger RNA from Nezara viridula (southern green stink bug), 2290 nucleotides. The record is from the annotation of a GenBank genome assembly. NCBI's taxonomy places the organism in Eukaryota, Metazoa, Arthropoda, Insecta, Hemiptera, Pentatomidae.
AAAGAGAGAGAGAUAUCAACUGAAUUUUUUAUCUCAUUACUUCAUGUGCAGCGAGCGAGACAGUUAGGUUGUGUGUAAGAUGGUAGUUCAUACGCAGGAGAACGUUGAAGAAAAACCUGAUAGGACAUGUUCGAUAGCCUCAGUUAAUACAAUCGACUUGGAGACAGCCAUAAAUAAAACAGGAUGCGGCAAGUUCAACUGGAUGAUAAUCCUGCUAACCUUCCCAGUGGCAUCCACAUCCGUCUUCGUGACUGGAAGUAUGUCCUAUGUGAUAUCCGUUGCGGUAGCUGACCUGGAUCUCACAGCGACUGGAAAAGCGUUGCUGCAAUCUUCGCCUUAUGCAGGUAUGAUUGUGUCUGGCUAUAUUUGGGGCUCUUUAUCCGAUGCCUUCGGAAGAAAGAAUUUGAUGGUGAUAGGAUUCUUGUCAGAUUUCUUUUUGAAUAUUGCAGCUGGGCUUAUCAAGUCCCUCCCAGUCAUACUGUUCUUCAAGUUUCUAUCAGGAUUCAUGGUUUCUGGUCCAUACUCCAUCUUCAUGGUAUAUAUGUCCGAAGUGUUCUCUCAGAGGCACAGAGACAUGAUAGCACAAUUUUUAGGAGUAUUUACUUCAGUCGGAAGUAUCAUACAGAGUGUACUCGCGAUGUGGUUGAUUCCCCUGGCGCUUCCUGAUUGGAUGCCCUUCAAGGCCUGGCAGCUGUUCACGAUGUGCGGAGGCAUACCCUCUCUUCUCAUUGGCCUGAGCUGUCUCUUCUUCUACGAAUCUCCCAAGUUCUUGGUGGACAAAGGAAGGAGUGAAAAGGCCCUCAAUGUCUGUAGAAAUAUCUUCACAAUCAAUACAGGCUUGCCUCCUCUGUCUUUUCCGGUUAAUAAAAUUCAUGCUAAAAACAGCGACUCUGCGACGAAUAAAUCGAUCUGCUCUCGAGUCUGGAAUGAAAUCAUGGACAUGUUCAGACCACCGUAUUUACUCAAGGCAUUGACAGUAUUUAUAAUUUUCGUUUUGAUGUUUGCUUCUCAAAAUACUCUACGGCUCUGGAUGCCAGAAAUCUUUACACUCUUGCAGAAUUCUUCAGUCACUGAUAUCGAAGGUCUUUGCCCACUAAUCGCUGAAGACAGGAACAGCACUAAAGUUAUGGCACCAAAGGAAUCAGUCUAUUUAAGCAUGAUAGCUAUCCAUGGCUGUUGCCUCGCUUGUCAUCUACUUUUUGCAGUAACCGUCAGAUGCUUAAAGAGGAAGGUCAUAUUGGUUAUCUCCAUUUCUGCCGCUGGUUUCUGCAUUUUCUCCAUUCCUUGGAUCAGUGCUAAUAUGUCAUUACUGCCAAUUUCAAUAUUCCUUGCCCUGUUCGAAGCUAGUAUUUAUGCAUUUUUUGGAGCAAUCGUACAGAUCUUUCCUACACAUCUGAGAGCUAAAAGUGUGAGCCUGGCCAUGGUUUUAGGCAGAAUAGCGAUUUUCCUGGGUAACUUUUUACUUUCCAAUGUCAUGUUUACGAAUUGUAAUGAAAUGUUCUGGUCUCUGGCUGCUGGAGCAUUAUGCAUUGUAAUAUUCUCACUUCUCCUAUCAUUUACACCCCAUGACGAUUCGAAAAUAACCGAAUGAAGGGAAAAACCAAAGAAAAAUGGUGGUAAAAAUGGUACUGUAAAAACUAUAAGAACUAAACAAGUUCGUGGUUAUUUCAGUGCAUAUGUAAUUAGCUAUUAAGUUUCCUAUGGAAACUGCUAUAGGUAUUAUGAUUGGUUUAUCAUCAUCAGUCAAUUAUCAUUGCAGAAUGAAGUUCAAACGAUUUGAUUCUGUUUAAAAAAAUAUAUAUAUUCUUGCUAAAAGGAGUUUGUUAUCUCUUGGAAAAAUAUAAUUUUUAUACCUAAAUUAAAACUUUGAUAUCAAAAUAAUCUUUCUUCAUUAUACAGGGAUUACUUUUGAACAUGGAAAGUAGAGGUUCAACAAUAAUAUAUUUAUAUGUCACGGUGAGAUUACUUUUAGCAAGAUGUUUAUAUAUAUUUUUUAUUAGCCAGUUCGCAAUUUAUUUCCAUAAACUUGUGCUAGACUUCGCCUAAAUGUUAUCUGACUAUUGAGAAAUUUUAUAUAUUUUUUUUACAACAAAGUAUUAAAAAAUUAAGCCAAAUAAAAUAUUUUAUUUUGAAUAUAGUAUAUCAAGCGACAAGGUCAUUAUUUCUCAGAAGUGAAUAUAAAUUCUGCAAACUUAUUUAUCUGUAAAUAUAUUGCUUGAUAAUAUGUUUUGAUUAUGAUUCUGACUGAAAUCAUCUUUAUCUCUAAGACUUUGUACAUAGCAAACAAUUU